AUGCGUGCUCUCACGCGGUGCGCUAACGCUGCUUUCCUCCGUAGCUCCAAUGCGCGCGUCCCUUCUCCACUCGCACCGCCGCCCUCUUCGUGCAUCCCUAGGGCACCCUCUCUGCUUGCUGCACCCACCCGACAGCAGCAGCGCCAGCGGCGGAGGUGUGUGUGGGGGGAGGAGUGUGUGUGGGGAGGAGUGUGUGUGGGGAGGAGUGUGUGUGGGGAGGAGUGUGUGGGGAGGUGUGUGUGGGAGAGGGGGGUGUGUGAUGGAGGUGUGUGUGGGAGAAGGGGGUGUGUGAUGGAGGUGUUUGUGGGGGAUUUGUGUGUGGGGAGGUGUCCCUUUAAUCACCUCCUCUUUCCUCCUAUCUCCCCCUCCCUCUCCUCUCCCCUCCAUCUGCACCGCACAGCACCAGACUGCACCCUAAGCACCUCCGCCCUCUUCGUGGAUCCCAAGGGCGCUCUCUCCGCUUGCUGCGGCUCCCAGGACAGCCCCUGCGGCUCACUGGAAGCAGCUCUAGCAAGAGCAUCUGACAACGCUACAAUCACACUCGCUUCAGGAACAUAUACCCGCACCGCUCCCCCUCCAUCCGCCCCCAUCCUCCUCCCUCCCCUCCUCGCCCUCACCAUCCUUGGCCCUGGCCUCCCUUCCCCUCCUGCCGUGCUUGACUGUAACGGUGGCCCUUGCCUUGUUGCCUCAUGCCAAAGCACCCCUACUGCUGCUGCUACUGCUGCUGCUGCUGGUGCUGCUCCUAAAACCUGGUGUGGGCAGCAGCAGCCAGUGUUGGUGGUGGAGUAUCUGAGUGUGGUUAAUGGAGUGAGUGGCUGGAAGCAGGGGGAGGUGGUGUGGGUAGCAGCACAGCAACCGCAGCUGAAGGUGGAGCACCUGAGUGGAGUGACAACGGGGAGUGGAGGCCGCCUGCUUCCGGAUGGGUACCGUGCGGUGCUCAGCCACGUGUCCUUCUCCAACUGCACGUCAACAGGUCCCAGUGGUGGUGCUGUAGCUGUUCUAGAAGCUGCUACAGCUACAACUCUCGUUGCUACAGCUGUGACCAUCAGCAGCAGCAGGGUGCGGGGUGGGGGCGUUGGCGGGGGAUUGUACGUGGGAGCAGGGGCGAGAGUGUCUCUGAAAGGGGCGAUGUUCGAAGGGUGUUACACAGAGAGGGAGGAGGGCGUGGCAGGGGGAUAUGGCGGGUGCAUCGCGUCUUUCUCUGCUGCCAAUCUGACGGUUGAAGACUCGAGCUUCACUGGGUGCAAGGUGAGGGGUGGUGUGCAAGGCGAGGGGUGGGUGAAGGGGGGGAAGAGGGGAGAAGAGGGGGGAAAGACUUCUCAGUGUUCCCCUCAGGAGGAGCAAUCCUCUUCAACACUCCCUGCACAUGCACAUCCGGGACUCCCACUUCCUCCCCUCCUUCUGUGGACUCUCACUUCCUCCCCUCCUUCUUUCAACUCCUUGUUCCCCCUUCUCCCCCUUCUCCCCCUUCUCCCCCCUCUCCGCCCUCUCCUUCCACCACCACAGGCCAUGGCAGGUGGGGCAAUCAACGAGUUCAACUCCUCAACCACCAUCGCCAACACCACCUUCACUGCCUGCACCGCCGAUCAGGGCGCCGACGUCUCAGUCUUCCCCUCGGGAGGCGCAAUCCUGUUCAACACCUCCCUGCACAUGCACGUCCGGGACUCCUCCUUCCGCCGCUGCGCCUCGACUUUGACUGGCGGGGCGAUCAGCGUGCAAUCGGCCGUGGCGCCGCUGACAGUCACGGGGAGUGUGUUUGAGGAGAACCAGGCGUUCAUGCAGGGGGGGUGUCUGGAACUUAUUAUGCUGCCGGGAGUCACGGAGAUUCUCGACUGCCGAUUUAUAAACAAUGUGGUCACAAACGUGCCAUCCUUCGCAGCAGCAGUCGUGUCGUACGGUGCGGCCCUCACAGUGCGCGCCUGCCUCUUCCAAAGCAACGCCGCCUCGCCCACCCCUGCUGGCGACGGCAGCGCCUCCGCCACGUACCUGUCGCAGGGAGCAGCGCUGAUGGUGUUUGCCUUCAUGGACCCCUUGUUCCCCAUCACCAUCGCUGAUUCCACGUUUAAGAACAACACGGCUGGGCAGGGGGCUGCUGUGUAUCUGGAUGCGGGCAACGUGACUGUAACGAAUUGCUCCUUUAUAGAGAACGGCGACCACGGGAAUUCCAAGAUUGGUGGAGCCAUGGUUUCCCGAGCCACCACUGCUCUAACCAACUGCACCUUCCACGGCAACAGGGCGGCCAGUCAGGCGGGGGCGCUGCACUUCAUGCCGUACGGCCCGCUCUCCGUCACCAACUGCUCCUUCUCCAACAACUCCGUGUUACUCGCCCAGGGCGGUGCAAUCAACGUCUACCCGGGCUUGUCACCAGUGGACAUAACCGGCAGCCGUUUUGAGGGCAACACGGCGGGGCUAUCCCGGGGAGGUGCUGUCUACAGCGAGAGCACGGAGAUGCGUUUCACUGACGUGCUCUUCCAGGGGAACGAGGCUGGCUUACAAGGCGGGGCUGUCACAGCCUACGGGGCGGAAUCUGAAGGCAAGCCUGCCACAGUGACCUUCACCAGAUGCACCUUCCAGGGCAACCGGGCGGCGCUGGGGGGAGGUGCUAUCUACUCGGGGCUGAGCGUGGGCAUGCGCGUGGAGGGGAGUCGAAUCGAGGAGAAUGAGAGUGCUGGCAUGGGAGGGGGGAUGCUCAUACAAGAGUUUUCCAAAGUGACUAUGACGAACUGUGACUGUGUGAACAACAGAGCAUCCACUGGAGGGGGUUGCCUCUCCCUCCUAGCCAACGCCACAGCCCGCCUCUUCUCCUCCCGCCUCAACCUCAACCGGGCCACCAGCGAAGGAGGAGCUGCCCGGAUCAGCGGCGCGGCCACUCUCUCUCUGCUCGCCUGCAACGUCUCUCAAAACUCUGCCCCCUGGGGAGGCGCCGUGUGGGUGGAGAUGGAAGCAAGGCUCCAGGCAGAAAACAACACAGUGUUCUCCGGUAACCGCGCGGACUAUAUGGGGGGCGUGGUGUACGCGACGCAUGUAUCGGAUGUGACUGUAUCGAUUAGUUCUUUUACCGGGAACUACGCGCUGCAUGGCGGGGCGAUCGCGGCCGAAGCCGAGGCGAAUGUCACGGCGGUUGAUUCGGCGUUUUCUGGGAAUGCUGUGUCGGCGGUGCUGCUGCAGGGGCUGGCAGAUGGACGCUUCACCAGGUGUACCUUCUCUAGGAAUAGGAACCCAGCAGGGACAGGUGGCGCGCUGCGAUUGGCCGACGGGGUUGCUGCGGUGGUGGAGGGGAGCAGGUUCGAGGGGAACGUGGCGGAGCUGGGCGGAGGCUUGGCAGUGGACGGGCAGGCUCGGCUGGACCUAACCUCAGGUUCGGUGUUCAGUGGGAAUUCUGCGCAGGUGGGAGCAGGAGCGGCGUUUGUAGGGACUGCAGUGGUGAAUGUAUCGGGAUGUGCUUUUAAGGGGAACAACGCGAGUGUGGCGGGAGGAGGGGUGGCUGUGCUAGAGCAAGCGUCAGGGGGGGUGGGAGGGAGCGAGUUCAGUGGGAACUAUGCGGUGCUGGGCGGUGCAGGGGUGUACGUGCUGCGGUUCCCCCUGGGUGCCUCAGAAGCAGCAGAAAAAACAGGGGCAGCAGGCUCUGGCGGAGCAGGUGGCUCAGGUGGAAAUUCAGGUGGAGGCCGGCAGUUACAGCAGCAGGGGCAGCAGGGGCAGGGACAGGGGCAGCAGCAGCAGCAGCAGCAGCAAGGGCUGGGGCUGAGGCAGCAAGGUGAGGGGCGGCUGGUGGUGAAGCAGCUGAGCUUUGAGGGCAACAGCGCGCUGUACCGGCAGGCAGCGGCCUUCUUUGAGGCCACCACCCACCGCCACCUCCGCUCGCUCUGUGAGGGGUGUGCGUUCCGAGGGGCGGGCGACACCCAAGGCACCAUGCCCGCUGGCUUCUCCAUUAAGUGGCCGGGCAGGGAGGAGGACUCCAGCAUGGUGAAUGCAAGGGGCGAAACCUUUGUGGUGCGGGCAGCAGUGGGGGCGCGCAUAGAGGGGCUGCAGGUGCUUGUCUUGGAUGCCCUCAACCAGAGCGUGGCGCAGGACAGCACGUCUCUGGCUGCUGUGUCGCCGGAUAGUCGCAUCAGUGGCGACCUGAGAGGCACUGCCGCCAAUGGCGUCAUCACCAUUCCUUCGAUUGGCAUCCAGGUCACACCAGAGGAAGCCCAGUCGUUCGAGGUCACUGUGACCCUUUCAUCGCCCACUGACGCCUAUCCCUCCCUCCCUCUCGAAUGGUCCUUGCAUUACUUAUGA
Molecule: messenger RNA, 4278 nt
Organism: Closterium sp. NIES-65
Lineage: Eukaryota; Viridiplantae; Streptophyta; Zygnematophyceae; Desmidiales; Closteriaceae
Source: the annotation of a GenBank genome assembly